This is a messenger RNA of Lagopus leucura (white-tailed ptarmigan), 1018 nucleotides long. RefSeq names its product EEF1A lysine methyltransferase 4-like. The annotation marks the transcript as partial. The record is from RefSeq and is a predicted model, not a curated record. The transcript has a single exon. NCBI's taxonomy places the organism in Eukaryota, Metazoa, Chordata, Aves, Galliformes, Phasianidae.
GUGAGCCGCGUGCUGCGCCCGGGCGGCCGCUUCCUCUCCAUCACCUUCGCGCAGCCCCAUUUCCGCGCCCCUCACUACGCACAGGAGGCCUUCGGCUGGUCCUUGCGGCACGCCGCCUGCGGGGAUGCCUUCCACUACUUUGUCUACAUCAUGUGCAAGGGGCAGCCCCUGGCUCCCUCUGACCUGGCCCUGGGCAGGCAGCUGGGGCGGCCCCCCCCAGCCCCACCACCCCCUAUCACCAUGGCAGAGGAUGAGGAUGAAGACUUCCUCCGCGCCAUCGAACUGUGACCCCACGGCGUCACCUUUCUGUGCCUUUCUUUUUGGGUGUGGGACUCCAGCUCCCCAUCCCAGCCGUAUGGGAAGGGGGGGCAGCGGGGCCGUGUGCUGCCCAAUGCUUUGUGCCCCCCCCUCCCCCGGAUUGCAGCCAGGGUGCUGGAAAUGAGACUGCGGCGGGUUUAAUUCCAACCCCCUCAGUGCUGCUGUGACACAGUGCCAGGCCUUGGGGGGGGGGGGGAAGGGGAGGAUGUGACCCUGCCAUGCUGUCCCCUGCAGUCUGGGGACACCCCUGUGCCAGGGGAGGUGACACACAGACCAGGGUAGGUGACACUUGCCAUCAGGCACAGGGCGCCUGCGACGCACAGCAGGCAGGUGACACAGUGGCUGAAAGGGGUGUCCCAGGCCCAGGGCUCUGCCAUCAUGGUGUAAGUGGGUCAGCAGGGCCCCCCCGGAGCCAGGGGGUGGUGGGGGGGGGGGGGAGGGAGGGAGGAGCAGACGGCAGCAAUACAGGGAUGUAUUUUAUUCAUCGCAUUUUGUUCACCGUACAGUGACAAAUGGCGUUGGACGUUACAAUGGACCGUUGGUAGAACACGAUGGCGCGCGGAUCGCUCCUCUUCCUCCUUUAUUUUGUGUGUGUCUGUGUGGUUGCCUUUUUUUUUUCUCUUUUUUCUUUUUUUUUUUUCCUUUUUUUUUUUUGUUUUUUGGCGUUGUUGUUGUCCCCCAUAAACGCGACCGAAAAGAG